AUGGUUGUGAAAGAAUAUCUGGUGGUUGUGUUUGUCAUUUUGGUUGUGGGAUGUGUGGAGACCAGGAAGUUGGGGCAAAAUGUUGAAGUCGAGCAUGAUUGCGCCAAAAAUAGUGGCGGUGGCUGUGGUGGUGGUGGUGGUGGUGUCGGAGGUGGCGUCGGUGGUGGUGUCGGAGGAAAUGUUAGUGGUAGUGUUAGAGGUGAAGUUGUUGGAAGCGGUGUGGGAGGAAGCACAGGCGAAACCCAACAACACACGGGUUCAAGUAGUGGCCAUAGUGAUGGAAAACAACAUAAAAAAAAGGAAAAUAAUCACCACAAAGGAGUUGGAGAUGGGAUUAAAGGUGGUAAGGGGAAGGGAGGUGGUGUUGUGGAUGAUAAUGGUGAAGGAAAACAGAAAGGAAAUAAUGGAGGUGGAGACAUAGGUAGUGGAAAAGAAGGAGCUGGAUUUAGUAGUGGAUCUAAGGAUGACAUAGGUGGUGAUAAUGUGGGUGGAAUCAGUGUUGGUGCCGGUGCAGGAAAAGUCAAAGGAACCAGUGGAGGUGAAAACACAGGUCAAGCAAAAGGAAGUGGUGACAUUAAAGCUGGUACCAGUGUCGGUGUCGGUGCCAAAGUAGGCAAAAGAAUUGAUGGAGAGAAAGAAGUUGGGACUGGUGGUGGAGUUGGGGUCGGGGUUGGUGGAGGAAUUAAGGGUGGCGCUGGGGCCGGUGCCAGAUUAGGCAAAGGUAUUGGUGGAAAGAAAGAAGAAGUUGGGACUGGUGGUGGAGUUGGGGUCGGUGCAGGUGCAGGUGCAAGUACUGGUGUUGGUGGAGGAAUUAACGGUGGAAUAGGUGCAGGUGCUGGUGUUGGGGCUGGGAUCGGUGCUGGUGCUGGUGUUGGGGCUGGGAUCGGUGCUGGUGCUGGUGUCGGUGUCGGUGCUGGUGCUGGUGUCGGUGCCGGUGCUGGUGCUGGUGUCGGUGUCGGUGCCGGUGCUGGUGCUGGUGCUGGUGCCAGAGUAGGCGAAGGAAUUGGUGGAGGAAAAGCAGGAGUUGGGACUGGUGGUAGAGCUGGGCUCGGGGUUGGUGGAGGAAUUAUGGGUGGAAUAGGUGCAGGUGACGGUGCUGGUGCUGGAGUAGGCAAAGGAAUUGGUAGAGGAAAAGGAGGAGUUGGGACUGGUGGUGGAGCUGGGAUCGGGGUUGGUGGUGGAAUUAUGGGAGGAAUAGGUGCAGGUGCAGGUGCUGGUGUCGGUGCAGGUGUCGGUGCCGGUGCUGGUGUCGGUGCUGGUGUCGGUGCAGGUGUCGGUGCCGGUGCUGGUGUCGGUGCAGGUGUCGGUGCCGGUGCUGGUGUCGGUGCUGGUGUCGGUGCAGGUGUCGGUGCAGGUGCUGGUGUCGGUGCAGGUGUCGGUGCCGGUGCUGGUGUCGGUGCUGGUGUCGGUGCUGGUGCUGGUGUCGGUGUCGGUGCAGGUGCUGGUGCCGGAGUAGGCAAAAGAAUCGGUGUUGGAAAAAGAGGAACCGAUGUUGGUGUCGAUUCUGAUGGAGAAAUAGGAAAAGGGACUAGUGCAGGUGGCUUUGGUGGUGGAGCUGGAGUAGGUGGUGGUAUUUGGGGUGGAAUUGGAGUAGGUGGUCGUGGAGGGGUAGGUGGGACAAAAGAAGGUAGCGUUGGUGGUGGAGAUGGGGCCGGUAUAGGUGGUGGUAUUGGGGUUGGAAUAGGAGCAGGCAUUGGUGGAGGUCUAGGUGAGAGAAAUGAUGGUACUGUUGGAAGUGGAUUAGGGGCUGGCAUAGGUGGUGGUAUUAGAGGUGGAAUCGGCGCAAGUGCUGGUGGAGGCCCAGGUGGGGGAAAAUAUGGUAAUGUUGGUAGUGGGGCAGGAGUUGGCGUAGGUGGUGGUAUUGGGGGUGGAAUUGGUGCUAGUGGAGGUGGAGACCUAGGUGGUAGAAAUUGGAAUAACAUCGGCAGUGGAGCCGGGGCAAGGGUAGGUGGUGGUAUUAUGGGUGGAAUUGGAGCUGGUGCAGGUGUAGGUGCUGGUGGAAAUGGGAAUAACAUUGGUGGCGGAGCUGGAGCUGGUGCUGGUGUAGGUGUAGGUGUAGGUUUUGGGGGUGGAAUUGGUGCAGGCACCGGCAAAGAUGGAGGAAUAGGUAGAGGAAUCAAUUGGGGUAGAGAUAUGGGUGGGGGAAAAUAA
Messenger RNA from Salvia splendens (bonfire salvia), 2151 nucleotides. RefSeq names its product glycine-rich cell wall structural protein 1-like. Lineage: Eukaryota; Viridiplantae; Streptophyta; Magnoliopsida; Lamiales; Lamiaceae. The record is from RefSeq and is a predicted model, not a curated record. The transcript has a single exon. Bases 1 to 2151 code for a protein of 716 amino acids.